Molecule: messenger RNA, 2345 nt
Organism: Vitrella brassicaformis
Lineage: Eukaryota; Vitrellaceae
Source: the annotation of a GenBank genome assembly
CCUGCUUCUCAUCAUGCGUGUGUCUCCAUGUCACCGACAAUCCCGCCCGUAUAUGAGCCAGCUACAUAAUCUGUCAGCCGACAGUCGCCAUGCAACAGAGAAGAUGACAUGGAUGAGUUCGGCCACACGCACACGCGCAUUUCCACGCGACUUGCUUAACUGCUUGUGACGCGGGCUGUGCGAAAAGACAUAGAAAAGAAACACGAAGAACAAGAACGAACGAAGAGGGAGAUACUCUAAUUGGUGGAGAGACCGCUCUCAAAAACAAACAGAGGCCAACAAGAGGGGAAAGACAAGAAAAGGACAAUUGUGUGCGCGAGCGAGCAGGCCCCGCCCCCACCUCCCAUCCCCCAUGGUGACUGUACACACACGUGUUUGCCUGGUCCAGUGUGCACUGGCGCAUCAGUGACGGAGCGUGCUCGUUUAGCCUACAGCCUCCCUCACACAUCGCCAGAUCAGUCAGGUCCCGCCAGGCCUGCUCACAUCCACCGACGAGGACAUACGCUACACUCCUUGACCGACAAUGACAUCAAGCACACAGACACGCAAUCCGUUGUGUGAAGACCAGCCCAGUGUUGCUAUAGACACAAGCAAGAGACAUAUGCACGAUGUCCAGGACGAUCUACGGGACCCUUCACUCUGCAGGGCCACGACAAAACAAAACGUACACCAACACCAGGCUUGUCGGUGUAUUUUUCUAUUGCACUUACAAGUGCACUAAUUGAGGGCUGCAUCCUCACUUAGUACACCUGUUGCGCAGCCAGGAUGUUGCGCUCGAGGGCCGUGCAUUCCACUCUGGCCAGGCUGUUUCCCUGCCGCAGAGAACGAUCACCUGAGGCACGCGCAGAUAACAAGACAUGAAACAGAAACAACAGUGUGUGUAUGUGUGUGUGUGUGUGUGUGUUUUCCCACUCGUGUGUACCUGUCAGGCGGGCACAUGCCUGCAGCUUCUGCUCGGCGGCUGCUUGCAUAUCGGGAUGCUCGUGUGCCCACACAUGGUCACAUGAGGCCCUGAAGACCACAUACAUCCAAACUCCCGGUCCUUCCCCUUGUCUGCCUGUCUGCCUGCCUGCCUGUCUGCCUGUCGUCUGUGUGCCCAUCAGGUACCAACCAGGAGCAGUCGCGCUUCCAGCAGUAAUGAUCGAAGAGGUGGCACUCCCAACAGCACUUGCCAUCUGGCUUCGCUGCAGAAAGAGAGACGAAGCACGGAGCGAACAAACGCACACACCCAUGAGGUCUGUUUGAGCGCCUGUGUGCACGUGGGAUUGACAUACGGGUUGGGGCUGGUGCGGGCGUCGUUUUCUCGCGGCCGUCACGCUUGUCACGACGAUGGCAGGCGGAAAAGGAGCACUCGUAUUUCCAGCAAUCGUGGUCUGAACGCCAACAAACCGGAGGCAAGCAUUAGUGGCCAAGCAUGUGGUGCCAACAAGGAGCUCUCUUGAUCCCUGCUUGUUGUCUGUCGUGUCCUGCUGUGUAGUUUCCGUACCGAAGAGGUGACAGUGGAAGCAGCACUUGUCCCUAUCACCAUCAUCAGGGAACUUGUCACGGGGAGGCUUCUCUGCAGCGCACAAGAGCGACACACAGUCAGGCAGAUGUCGGCCAUGCGGUGGGUAGAGCAGCCAGGAAAGGCGUGUGUCCUACUGGUCGUGGUGGGAGGAGCUGGGGUUGUAGUUGCCUCAGGGGUCGUCUCGGCAGGCGUCGUCGCAUCAGGUGUGGGUGUAGGCGUAUCGUCCACCAAGGGAGUGGUCGGCGUGACUUCCUCUGCCGGGGUCGGGCACACACACACACACACACACAGGCAGGCAGGCAGGCAGGCAGGCAGGCAGGGAGGCAGGGAGGCAGGACACACACCACAUGGCACAUGGCACAUGUCUCAUGCCCUCCCGCCCCCCUCCCGUCCCUACUGGUCGUGGUCUCGGGCUCCGGUGUGGUGGUGGGCUCGGGCGUGGUGGGCUCAGGCGUAGUGGGCUCAGGCGUGGUGGGCUCAGGCGUGGUGGGCUCAGGCGGAGGACGGCAAUCAGGGUGCUCGGGCGUCGCAGCGCAGUCGACGGUCUCCGCUGCGCAAUCAGGGUGCUCGGGUGUCGCAGCGCAGUCGACGGUCUCCGCUGCGCAAUCAGGGUGCUCGGGAUCCGCAAGACAGUCAGGAGACCCAUUCUGGAGCCGACGUGCAGGCACGCCGGCGCGAGGCACUUCCUGUGCCGCCGCCAAGGCGAGCAGGCCGACUAGUGGCUGAGCAACACUCAAGGCGACAAGCAUGGCGAAGAUCAGCAGGCUCCUCAUGAUGAACUCAAGCAGCUGGAUGGAAGAGAGGGCGCCUUCUUCUUCUCCUUUUCCCCCCUUUCCAC